This is a messenger RNA of Elaeis guineensis (African oil palm), 1123 nucleotides long. RefSeq lists its product as uncharacterized. The record is from RefSeq and is a predicted model, not a curated record. NCBI's taxonomy places the organism in Eukaryota, Viridiplantae, Streptophyta, Magnoliopsida, Arecales, Arecaceae. Gene Ontology annotation, molecular function: core promoter sequence-specific DNA binding; RNA polymerase II general transcription initiation factor activity; protein heterodimerization activity. Gene Ontology annotation, cellular component: nucleus.
CACCGGAGAACGCUAAGUUCGUACCACGGCUUGAUCACAUCCGUCAACUACGCCGGUAGAAUCCACGUGGCCAUGUUGUGGUAAUAACGACAAAAAAAGAAAAAAAAAAGAAAAUUUGGGGGAAAGGUGAAACGGCCUUCCGAUCCGAAAGUGGCGUUUGAACUAGAAAUUGAGAGAGAUCGAAGAGAUCUCGAUCCAAAUCGGGAGGAAGGCCACCGUCAGAGAAGGAGGGAGGAGGAGGCACAGAUGAGGAAGAAGCUCGGCACCCGAUUCCCCGCGUCACGCAUAAAGAAGAUAAUGCAAGCAGAUGAGGAUGUAGGCAAGAUUGCAUUAGCCGUGCCUCUUUUAGUUUCAAAGGCUUUGGAGUUAUUUUUACAAGAUCUUUGCGACAGGACUUAUGAAGUUACUCUACAGAGAGGGGCAAAGACAUUGAAUUCAUUGCAUUUAAAACAAUGUGUGAAGAGUUAUAGUGCUUUUGAUUUCCUAACUGAUGUUGUCAACAAGGUACCAAACCUUGGUAGCACAGAACCUUGUGGGGAUGAAAAAGGAAUAUCCAGGAGAAGAAAGACCCUGGCCCAUGAUGGCGAUUUGGAGACCAAUAAGGAGUUGAGGUCCCCCAAAAUGGCAAUGAGGAGCGCUAACAUUAGUCCAAGAGGACGUGGCAGGGGUAGAGGAAGAGGCAGGGGCCGGCCAAGAACGAGGGAUAUUGGGUGUGUCAAAUUUGAGGAUGACAAUGACAUGUUUCCGGAGCAUGGUGACCUGUCUAGGGAAACCGAAGGUGAAGAGAAGGGCCUGGAAGGGAAGGAAAACAUGGUGCAGAGUGUGCAUCCUUCCUGCAGCUCUGCAUCAGUCGAGGGUGCAACUUCAACAGCAGAGGCAAAGCACGACGAAUUCUCUGCUUGGCCUUUGCCUGAUGUAGUGGGCAACAUUGAUGUAGAACCAUCAAAACUUGUACAAUUAACCAUGCAGAUAGAUGAGGAUGAGGAUUAUGACAAUGAAGAUUAGUGGAUUGCAGGUUGAUUUCUAGUGCUACUAACAAAGCAGUCUUCUUUGUUCUGUAAUUAAUUUUGCACUGUGACUGCACAUCUAUUAUAAAAUUUGGUUAUUUUCUAUGUACAGUGCU